This is a messenger RNA of Stegodyphus dumicola, 2021 nucleotides long. Its product is annotated as protein boule-like. Gene Ontology annotation, cellular component: cytoplasm. Gene Ontology annotation, biological process: 3'-UTR-mediated mRNA stabilization; positive regulation of translational initiation. Lineage: Eukaryota; Metazoa; Arthropoda; Arachnida; Araneae; Eresidae. The record is from RefSeq and is a predicted model, not a curated record. Gene Ontology annotation, molecular function: translation activator activity; mRNA 3'-UTR binding.
GGCUACCACAACUAUAUCGUCUGAAGUAGUAAUGAACACUGUUCUAAAUUUAUUUCCCGAAACCCUGUCGUUCUGCCAGAAAUAAGUGAGUUGCAUUAAGCGCAGACUUGGCCUGGCCGAUUUUUUUUUAAUUGUGACACUAAUUUCAAGGAUUCCAUUCAGUCAUUAUCAUCAGUUGUGCUCACGGAGUGAAGGGAUUUGAGCAUUUCUUCGAGAUUUCGGUUGUUUUGGACUUGAUUUUCUUUUCUUUUCUUUUCUUUUUUAUUUGCUUCUGUAUCAUGAGAUCAGAUGCCUACAACGACGUCACAUGGAUUACGUAAAUUUCCUGCGCUAGAUUAUAUUGUGCAUCAUAACAGAGGAAGAAAACUUAUCAGAAAAGGAGGCUGAUAUAGAAAUGUCCACAUCGAGUGCGGAAGGAUCAGGUUCUCUGUCGCCUUCCCCAGUAGCAUCAAAUGCCCCGAAAUUUGGAACUCUCAUACCGAACAGGAUAUUUGUUGGAGGAAUUGCUGCCAGCACUACAGAAUCAGAACUUCAUUCUCUCUUCGCAUCGUACGGAAAUGUUAAGGCGACAAAGAUCAUACUUGAUAGAGCGGGCGUUUCCAAAGGGUAUGGUUUCGUGACAUUUGAAACAGAAGAAGAGGCGAGAAGAAUACAGAGAGAAGCUGAUGUAAUUCUGAAAGACAGGAAGUUGAACAUAGCUCCGGCUAUUAAGAAGCAGCCUUUUGCAAGGGUCUAUGAACCAACCCCUGUCGUACCGAAUGGGACCAUUCUUUACCCCAGUGGGAUUCCUCUGACAUAUCCCAAUGGCGUGACAUUUUUCAGUGCCCCUGAAAGUGUUUGCACGUACGGCAACCCUCAGGCAAAUUUCAAUGUGAUAUAUCCGUCGUCUGUCUACCUCCCUCAGCAGUCAAUUCAGUGCCAUCCCACGGGCACUCCUUACCCACCGACGACUGCUGUUCCUGAAAUGGCUCAACUUAUACCGGCGCCAGCCCCGCCCCACUUCUUCAUUCCCGAACACAACUACUGAAACAAUGGAUGCAGGAAUGACCAAUGUCUACUGAUCUCGCAGCGCCAUCCUAGCUGUUGAGAAUGAGAGAACUUGAACUGAGAAUUCAGGAUGUGGUAUUUCGCAUAUCUAAUGAUAUAAGUUGAAAUACAGCAGUGGAGAAAAGGCAGCUACUGAUUUACAAACAAAAAGAGUCGGAGAAUCCUCAGUCGUGGUUCCGAAAGACAUGGUUCUGUACCAACAUCCGUAACUUGUUUUCCAUAACUCAGGAUAAUAUGGUUGUGUAUCCUAUAUUAAUGAAUGUAGAAUGACCUGAUUUACAUCAAAUGUUAAACCGUCUCUCAAUCUAUCAGUUUAACUCGUGCUAUAGUUAUUGAAUGGUAAAGGACAAAAUCAAAUGAAACUAAAUUCAUAUUUGUCUUCUUCUUGCAGGUUUUCAUGAAGGUAAUACCUUGAAUACUGUUCUUUAGAUGCCCUGUGAUUAAAUAUCGUCAAAGCUAGAAACGUUUAAAUAAUUUUAUUGCUUAUUUUUAUUGUAUACGAUAAAAGCAAUAUCGAUAUUAAUUUGGUAAAUACAUACAUCUGUGAAAAUAGAAAAAGCAAAAUAGAUCCAUUUUUUGUGUGUAGUUGGUAGAAGAAUGUUUUCAUUAAAGAUUGCUUUGAUUCGAAAAAUGAAUAUGAACCAUUUCAUGGAAAUUUGACUGUAUUGCCAUAAUCAUACCAAUAUUUAUUACUUCACGAUAACAGCUUUUGAAGCUCCUUUUAUAAUAAUAUCCUUUUUGUUACCCGAAUGUUAAAAGAAAAGACCCUUUGAUUUUAAAAUGUUUAAAUCUUUGUAAGAUUGAGAGACGGGUUUUAAUUCCAGACAUAUCCUGUGACUCAUUUUAUGUAUGUCUUUGUAGCUGUUUAUACAUUAAAGACAAGCAAAUAAAUAUAUCAAUAUAUGUAUAUAUGAUGAAUCACACUGUAUUGUCCUUUGUGUUGAAAAAAUAAAACAACGAGACUUGAAAAUGCA